Aethalodelphis obliquidens (Pacific white-sided dolphin) is the source of this 1592-nucleotide messenger RNA. It is a transcript of the gene DIMT1, whose product is annotated as DIM1 rRNA methyltransferase and ribosome maturation factor. The transcript is spliced from 12 exons. Gene Ontology annotation, biological process: rRNA methylation. Bases 137 to 1078 code for a protein of 313 amino acids. Gene Ontology annotation, cellular component: nucleolus. Gene Ontology annotation, molecular function: rRNA (adenine-N6,N6-)-dimethyltransferase activity. The record is from RefSeq and is a predicted model, not a curated record. NCBI's taxonomy places the organism in Eukaryota, Metazoa, Chordata, Mammalia, Artiodactyla, Delphinidae.
UCCUCGCCCCUCCCAGACGUGGCCAGAACCUGUGCUGUUGGUGCGGGCCGGCGAUUCCCACGUGGUUCGGUGACUCGCGGUUGCAGGCUCCGGUCCUCUCUAACUUCACCGGCCUGUGGGCCUGCUGCCUGCAGAGAUGCCGAAGAUCAAGGCAGGGGCGAGCGGCCGGUGCCGCGAGCGGCAACAACAACGGCGGGAGCUGAAGAGCGCAGGAGGACUCAUGUUCAACACGGGGAUUGGGCAGCACGUUUUGAAAAAUCCUCUCAUUGUUAACAGCAUUAUCGAUAAGGCUGCCUUAAGACCAACUGAUGUGGUGCUGGAAGUUGGACCUGGAACUGGCAAUAUGACUGUAAAGUUGCUAGAAAAGGCGAAAAAGGUAAUAGCCUGUGAACUUGACGUAAGGCUAGUAGCUGAACUUCACAAAAGAGUUCAGGGCACGCCUCUGGCCAGCAAACUUCAAGUAAUGGUGGGUGAUGUGUUGAAAACAGAUUUGCCAUUUUUUGAUGCUUGUGUGGCAAAUUUGCCUUAUCAGAUCUCUUCUCCUUUUGUCUUCAAGCUGUUGCUGCACCGACCUUUCUUCAGAUGUGCUGUACUUAUGUUUCAAAGAGAAUUUGCUCUCCGACUGGUUGCAAAACCUGGAGAUAAGUUAUACUGCAGACUGUCAAUUAAUACACAGCUAUUAGCACGUGUGGACCAUCUAAUGAAAGUUGGAAAGAAUAACUUCAGACCACCGCCCAAGGUGGAAUCCAGUGUCGUAAGGAUAGAACCUAAGAAUCCACCACCACCUAUCAAUUUUCAGGAAUGGGAUGGCCUAGUAAGGAUCACCUUUGUUAGGAAAAACAAGACACUGUCUGCUGCAUUUAAGUCAAGUGCAGUGCAACAGCUACUGGAAAAAAACUACAGAAUUCACUGUUCGGUCCAUAAUAUCAUAAUACCAGAAGAUUUCAGCAUAGCAGAUAAAAUACAGCAAAUCCUAACCAGCACAGGUUUUAGUGACAAGCGGGCCCGUUCCAUGGACAUAGAUGAUUUCAUUAGAUUGCUACAUGGAUUCAAUGCAGAAGGUAUCCAUUUUUCUUAGGUAUCUGCAGAAGAGAAGUUUCCAAACUCAACAAAGUAGAAUUAUAUAUUCUUAAUAAUUUGAGAAGAUGAACUAUGCUUGGACACUAUGUGCUUGACUAUUUUUGAUUUACUACUGUUGUCACCAUUUAUUACUCUGAAUUUUUAAGGAAGUAAGUCAAUUCUAACUAUACAGGUUUUUUUUUUUUUUUUGGAUUUGGUUUGAUUUUAAUACACAACAUAGGGCAGGGUCCAAUUUAUACAUGAUACUCUUCAAGUUUAAGAGCCGCAGACACGCACAACUUUACACUUAAAAAAGUUAUUUCUAACAGUGUAUUAUAUAAAGAUGUUACACUAAUAUUUUCUAUGUUAUAUAUUACUGUGAGAACGUUUUUUUAGGAUUUUAGCUCUUUAGGCCUUUGUUCUUCAAGUCAUAAGAAAGUUAAAAUAUGCUUAAUUCAAUCACAUAUUCCCCAUACCAUUUCUUCUUGUUAUUCAUGUGUACAGUAAAGCAAUUGUUUCCUUGUUUCCUAAAA